Messenger RNA from Tupaia belangeri chinensis (Chinese tree shrew), 2354 nucleotides. It is a transcript of the gene ELMOD3, whose product is annotated as ELMO domain containing 3. Lineage: Eukaryota; Metazoa; Chordata; Mammalia; Scandentia; Tupaiidae. The record is from RefSeq and is a predicted model, not a curated record.
GCGCUGUGCGCAUGCGCAGAGGAGGCCCAGUCGGGGCCGCGGAACCCCAGUCGGGAAAACUCUGGUAACGCUGGGACUCGUCCCGCCAGCUUGAGGAAAAGGAGGUCGGGGAGAGGUCACUCUUCCUGUUGAAGCCCGCACAGUGCUCCAGCCAGGUGUGUAAAGUCCGCCAUGCACAGUAACGGAAGAGCCUUCCUGGGAUUGCUUUUACCAUACCUGUCACCUUGCCAAGGCUGGCUGAUGUGCGAGUGUUUCUCAUGUGCUAUCAGAAGCCAAGGUGAAAGGAAAGAAGAAAGCAGCAGAAAUUGAGGCCCCAGAGAAUGCAGUGAGAGCAGAGGCUUUGAAGACCUCAGGGACUUCUGUCAACACGCACAGAAACCUCCUCUACCUUGGUGAUGGCCCAGAGGGACUGUUUUCUUCCUCUUAGUCUGAGUGACUGCCGAGAAGGAAGGCAGUGGUGGACCAACUGGAUCUCCGACUCUCCCGUAGCUUCUGAUCCCAGACCUUAUUAAACCUUUUUCUGGACCCAAAGACAAAGCUCACUUGAACAAAUGAUUUUACAUCAUGAAUGAAAAAUCUUGCUCUUUCCAUAAUGAGAAAGAAGUAAGAGAUGGACAGUCUGCCGGGUGUUCUCCAUCAUAUGACAAGGACAACGGUGUUCUCCCGAAUUUCAGAGGAAUUCCCAUCUCAGAACUGAGGAACCACGGCAUUCUCCAGGCCCUGACAACAGACGCUAACGGAUGGGAGCCAGCUGUCGUGAGUACAGAGGUACUCAGAGCCCAAGAAGAAUGGGAAGCCGUGGACACCAUCCAGCCAGAGACAGGGAGCCGGGCCAGCCCAGACCAGCCUGGGCAGCUGAUCUCCUUCAGCGAGGCCCUGCAGCACUUCCAGACUGCAGACCUCUCUCAUGUCAAGGAAAAGAUCCAGCCAACUGUCCGAAGAACUGGCCUCGCCGCCCUCCGGCACUGCCUCUUCGGGCCUCCAAAGCUCCACCAGGCCCUUCGGGAAGAAAGGGACUUGGUCCUGACCAUCGCUCAGUGUGGCCUGGACAGCCAAGACCCAACACAUGGCCGAGUCCUCCGGACCAUCUACAAGAAGUUGACAGGCUCCAAGUUUGACUGCGCCCUUCAUGGAGACCACUGGGAGGACCUGGGCUUUCAGGGAGCGAACCCAGCCACAGACCUGAGAGGGGCAGGCUUCCUCGCCCUCCUGCAUCUGCUCUACCUGGUGAUGGACCCAAAGACCCUGCUGCUGGCACAGGAGAUUUUCCGCCUGUCUAGACACCAUAUCCAGCAAUUCCCCUUCUGUCUGAUGUCCGUGAACAUCACCCGCAUCGCCAUCCAGGCCCUGAGGGAGGAGUGUCUCUCCAAGGAGUGUAACCGGCAGCAGAAGGUCAUCCCGGUGGUGAACAGCUUCUACGCCGCCACUUUCCUCCGCCUGGCGCACAUCUGGAAGACCCAGCAGAAGACCAUCUCGGACUCAGGCUUCGUGCUCAAAGAUUUGGAAGUGUUGGCCAAGAAGAACCCACGGAAACUGCUCAAGGCCCUGGAGAUGUAUCUGACGGGAGUGUCGAAAGGACAAUCCUCCUUGCUGGGAGCACACAAGAGCUCUGGGCCACAAGCUCCUCGCUCCAAGGAGCUCACCUUCACAGGCGUGUGUGACCCACAGCCGCACUCCUCCGAAGGCACCUGGCUGAUCUGAGCAACCCCGGAUACUGGGAGAGACACGACGGCUGAGCCCGGGGCCAGAGAGCACGGGACGCACCCUGUCAGGAGCACCCUGGCCAGGCCACGCACCUUCCUGUCCCAGGUGGGAGGAAGCCGGGUCCCCUGACCUGCUCUGCACCCACUUCCCGCAGGCCGGCCUGCAGAGCAAGGGCACGUUUGCCGUCUCAGCGGGGCUCUCUUCAGGGAUGGGUUCCAGGUUGUGUCCGAGAAGAGCGGAUCGUGAAGUGGAAGAGCCCUGUGCGGAUAUUCGGCAGGUCCCCACGGAGGAGAUUCCCAAGUAGAGGGCCCCGGAGUUGUAAGUCCGCAGACCACCAGGGCUCGCAGGCCUGAACUUGAAGGGGCAGAUAGCGUCGCGGCCAGCAGGGGGCAGCACGGCUCCGCGCACACUACCGGACCUCAGCGGGCGGGAGGCCUUGCUCCAUCCGCCCCCGCAUUGCCCAGUGCUCUUCCCCGCCUCUCCCGAGGCUGUCCCCACCAUGGGCCGUGACCUGGCAGUGGGCUUCCUCCUACGGGGGCUCUGCGCUGCCCGAGGAUGGAUUUCUGCCCUGUGGGGAACGGGGGGUGGGGUGCGUUGGGGGAGCAUUCCCACACCAGCAGUUUUUGAAUAGAAGAAUUGUUCUAGUUUAA